Molecule: messenger RNA, 3059 nt
Organism: Panicum hallii
Lineage: Eukaryota; Viridiplantae; Streptophyta; Magnoliopsida; Poales; Poaceae
Exons: 5
Coding region: 629-2773 (714 amino acids)
Source: RefSeq, a predicted model, not a curated record
GAUGAGCUGCCCCUCUUCCUCUCCCCUCUCCGGCUCGGAAUCUGACGUCGCCGCCGAUAUGUGGGCCCGCCAGUCCUCCGGCUCCGGCUCUCCCCCAAGUCGGACGGACAGUCUCCCCUCCCCAUGACCACCCAUCCCAUCAAAAGACGGACUCCACGGGCAGGGUUGAGCUUUCGCGGCCGCUACCACUGUAUCUGCCCUAGUCACAGCGGCGCCAGCACCAAGAGGCAAAGAGACUCCCGUAUGGAUGGUAUUGGUAUGUGUGUCGCUGUAGGAAGCCCACAAGCAGUUGCAGUAGCACUGGGCUAGGUGUAGGUGGUAGCCUCCCUCUCUCUACUUCUCCCUUGCCGCCCUCAUUGGCCUCCCUGCUUCUCCCUCUCCCACAGAUCUUGGGCUUUCUUCUUGUCCUGCCUCCACAACCACCCGCAGGCCAGGCAGCAACCUCGGAGAGAGACGCAGGGGCUGCAGGCUUGCAGUUUCAUUCCAAGAGUUUCCUCUUGACUUCGUGUCCUCAUCAAGGUUUCAGAGCUCAGACAGACGCCAUUGCCUGAAGCAAACAAGCUUCUAAGUUGGCAUCUCCUGCCCCUUGCAAAAAUUGUGUUGUCUCAACAUAAUAAAAAAAUACAAUAUGCAUCAAGACAGUUUCAGAUCAGUGGUUUGCAGAUCCCUUUCGAAGAGCCUUCCCCCCAGAAGCAAAGAUGGCAGCUAUCCUGAAACAGUCCAAUGCGAUCUCCCUUGUGUUGUUACACUGCAACCUUCGGUUUGUCGAAACUACCAAGGCCGGGAACGGAGCACAUCGCGAAGCUACCGGGAGGAAAGAUCCAUGUCAUUCCAUGGGGACUGUCUUAUGGCGCCUUCACUAUCCAAGCAUUUUGCCGAAGACCUCCUAAGAGGCGCCAUGGAUCUCCAGGAGUCCCUUGUGAUGCUUGAGAAAUUCCAAACUGCAUCACAGAGCAUGAGAUUAUCCAACAAGAAGAGAAGACCAGAAACUGGUGAAAAAUCUCCAGAAAUAGAUACCAUAAUCCGUGAAGUCCUCCUGAGACCGUCAAAUGCUAAGCAGGCACUACCAAGAACUGCUAACAAUGGAUUGCAUGUGCAGCUAAACAAUUCUACUGAUGAGUUGAAGAAUGUGGUCAAGGAUAGUUUCUGCAGGAAGAACCUCCUGUCAGUCUCCACCAAUAAUGACCAGGCCUCUUUGAGCCAGUCAGCACGGUACUUGCCGAACAAUUAUUUGAUGUCCAAUACUUCUCAGCAGAAGAAAGUGUCACCGAGAUCAUUUCCAUCUUGUGCAGCAGUGCAACCUGACAAGUCUAAAGCCCCAAGUUUGGUAGCCAAGCUCAUGGGCCUUGAUGGAUUGCCCUCACAAAAAGACAACUCUAAAAUGAAAGACGAGAAGAUUAAGACAGUGAGUUCACCAAGAGCACGGUUUGAUAUUGAGAUGCCCAAGUCACAAAGGCUACAGACACAAUUAUUUGGAGAGGAGUCUGGUUCUGAUGCGGAGAUGCCUAGGUCAGAAAAGCUAGCACCAGAACAUCACAAUGUUCGGAUGUAUUAUACUAAUUCACAGAAGGGCAUCGCUCCUUCAUAUAAUACUGUAGUGCCUAAUGAGAUCAGACCAAUGAAAUCAAGUCACAGAGAGAGAAACAUUGAGCAGGCUCGACCGAAAUCCCCAAAAGAAGUCAAGAUUGCUGCACCUACAAGCAGAAAGCAGCAGAUCAAGGAGACAACUGAGGUCAAUAGGAGAACCAGGGAGAAACAAAAAUCUAAUUCAACUUCACGAAACAGAGGAGGGAGAGAGGAUGCAAAGGCUAAAACAGUAGCAGCAUCUCGUAAUGCUAAAGUGGUGAAAAAUUCUGAUAAGAAAUCAGUAUCAAGUAGCAGUCGCUCUUGUGACUUAGUGAAGCCUGUCUUACAGAGAACACAUAAUAACUCCAGAGCGAAGACAGUAUCCAGGAGAAAUGUCAAGAGUUCAAUUAUUGAUGAGUUAGUGGCAUAUGAGAUACAAAGGGAGAUCUUUCAUGUACUAGAUCAGAUUGACGGUCCAUCCACUGAACAUAGUGCAACACCUAGCAAUGAAAGCUAUCCAAAUGCCGAUUGGGAGGCAGAAUCUUCCGUGGACGAUAUUCAGAAAGACUUUUGGGAAUCCAAUGAAGUUUUGCUAUCUACCAGAGAUGCUGAAAGAAUCAGUUCAACUGAUGGAGAUGCUACUCACCCAUCAUCAACAGACAUAACACCUAUAAUGGAAGCUGAGAUAAAAGAUGAGAUCAUUUUGCUUCUCCUAAGUGAUAAGUCUUUCCUCAGCAGAGCAGGCAAACUCAUAGGCAUCGAUGUGUAUGAGCAUCCGAGCAACCAACAUGAUGGAAUUUCCGAGGUUGAAAUGAAAACCCAUAGGAUCUAUUUGGACACAGCAGUAGAGCAGCUGGAACGAAAACAUCAGCAGCAAAAUAGUCUGUGUUGCACUGGAUUUCAGGGCCAGAAAUGCAGAGCAACAGCAUAUUUCUCAUUGGAGGAAUUGCUAAGAGAGAUCAGCAACGGGAUUACGAAGCUGAAUAGCUAUUCCGACAGAGACGACGCGGGUGGCACGAAAGAUUGCCUGGACAUGAAGCUGGAGAGAGAUCUCAGGUUCUCAGAUGAGUCGAUCAAUGGUGUGUGGGACAUGGGCUGGCAGAAUUUUAUCUGCACGGAAGAAACAGAGUGCUUCAUCAGAGAUGCUGGGGAGGACAUUCUGUCGUUGCUUAUUGAGGAAGUUGCUUUGGACAUGUGCAUUCACUGACCUGAAAACAUACAGCAGCGAAGCGCUCUUACCACCAUGAAGAUCUAACGUGUAACUUGAGUCUGAACUAGUUGUGUUUUGUGUUAGGCUUGAAGUAAUUCCACCCGUGUAAUCGCCCGUAUAAGGAUCUAAGAACCGGUGAAGUAGGCUGUAACUACUUUCCAUUUUCUGAAGAAACAUAUUUGGUGAAGUUGUGUUUUCAGUCUUCACCAAAAAAACGACUGUAUUUCAUGCAAAAUCAAUAGGGAGGAAAUGACAUGGUUCUACGGCUGAUGAACCUGGACAA